UAUAUUAUAAAAAAAAAAAAUUAUUUCGAGCGAAAUCGUCUCUUACUUUCUUUUUUAUAAAAAAAUAUAAAUUAUGGGAUAUUGGAGUCAAGAAAAUUAUACGAUGUGGGUACCUUGGGAUAUUCCAAAUCCAUUCCCACUUAAUAGAUCUCACGGACCAAAUAUCCAAAACAUAGCACGAAAUUUAUAUUGUUUAAAAUUGAAAUUGAAAACGUUCGAAGACGCACAAAGCGUUUCAACCGAAACAAGAAAGUAUCUCAGAUGGAUGCUCAAAGCUGUCUGUUCAUGUCAAAAUAUUAAAACGAUACCAAACCCAAUUAUACGUGAAACUUUAGAUAUUGCGUUAUGCGACAUUCUCGAUAAUAUCAUUCCUCAAUUAGAACUCGGGAAUCCACCGCCUUUUAUUCCUUUUCGCGAUACUUCAAGCGUUAUGAUAAAUGAUAAUAGGGAUAUUUUCAUGAUUUGUCAAGAAUUACAAAGUGAUUUGGAAGAAUAUACCGAAAUAACUAACGAAUUUUGUGGUAUGCCGAGAUUAGCAUCAAUUUUGAUGACAACAUAUUCGAACAGCAAAUAAAUUUCAGAAAAAACGACGAAUAAAAACGACGAUGAAGACGAAUCAACGAAUAUAUUAUUAUUUACGCGAGAAUUUCGAUUGAUAAUUGAUUAUUUUAUUAGUUUUAGUUUUUAUAUAUAUAUAUUUAAGAAUUUUAUAUGUUUUAUAGUAUGAAGGACAUUGAGAAUGUAUAUAAUUCCCCUUUAUUUUUUAACCUUUUUUUUACGUAUGUAUAUGUUUU
Rhizophagus irregularis DAOM 181602=DAOM 197198 is the source of this 794-nucleotide messenger RNA. RefSeq lists its product as uncharacterized. The record is from RefSeq and is a predicted model, not a curated record. Lineage: Eukaryota; Fungi; Glomeromycota; Glomeromycetes; Glomerales; Glomeraceae.